AUGUCUCUGCCUCGAUCGCCUUCCCCCAGUCCAGGGAAAGGGUGGUCUAGCCCCAGAUUAACCUCAGGCAGUGGCAGGUCAACACCCUACAUCAGCCUCUACCCACCCAAUCCGUUAGACCCAUGGCUAGUCGCCAAAGCAAAGAGCGAAGAUGUCCGUGGUUAUCCAUCCUUUUCUACCAGGAAAAGCGGGUUCUUCUUGCGCUUCAAGCGUCAAAUCAUUGAAACACUUCCAAAGUUCAAUAUGUGGUCUCGGCCUCCGAAGGAGUACACUGAGAAAGAUGACUCCAUAUAUAGGCGUGGACGCGGCUGGCGUUCAUUAUGGUUUGGGCGGACAGCAUUGCGGCGUAGAAGAUCACGGCUCUUCCUUGCUUUGUUUCUCUUGUUGUUUGGGUAUCUAUUUCUCUGGACGUCCUUUGUCGAACUCUUCAGGCGGUCUAUCUUCGGGAGCGGACAGAAGUUUGUGAUAAUACUUCAAUCGAAUACCGAGGGUGGAGUCAUGGAGUGGAAAGGUGCAAGAGAAUGGGCUAUUGAGCGAAACAGUAUCUCGAAUAAGAAAGAAUAUGCUAAACGAUGGGGGUAUAAACUGGAGGUUGUUAACAUGCUAGCAAAGAAGCGCUACUCUCAUGAAUGGCGUGAGGGGUGGGAGAAAGUCGAUAUCCUACGUGAGACCAUGAAGAAAUACCCAACCGCAGAAUGGUUCUGGUGGCUCGACCUCAACACUUAUAUCAUGGAAAACUCGUACUCACUUGAGGAUCACCUAUUUGAUCGCCUUGAUGAGGUUGUUUAUCGCGACAUUAACGAGUACAAUCCCCUAAACAUCACACAUCCGCCAACCCAGCCAUACCUUGAUGAAGUAUCUCGCUCGGCCAUUGGUGACAAUGACCCAGGCUCAAUCCAUCUUCUGCUCUCUCAAGACUGUGGCGGCUUCAAUCUUGGCUCCUUCUUUGUUCACCGAUCUCUAUUCUCAGAGCGGCUACUAGACACAUGGUGGGACCCUGUGAUGUACGAGCAGCGGCAUAUGCAGUGGGAACACAAGGAGCAAGACGCCCUCGAGUACCUGUAUAUAAACCAGCCGUGGAUACGCAGCAGUGUCGCCUUCGCUCCACAGCGGUACUUCAAUUCGUUUCCUCCUGGGGCUUGCGGAGACUCCCUUGACCCGAUGGUUCACUAUACACCAGAUGCGCGAGAUUUUGUUGUUAACAUGGCUGGCUGUGAUUUUGGUCGCGACUGCUGGGAUGAGAUGUACCAGUACCGGGAAUACAGCAAGUGGCUGAACCGGCCAAUAUGGGAGCGCCUCAGGGAUCGCUAUCUUGAAUUGUAUCAUGCGCUAUUCGGCGAAGGAGAGGGGCCUGGAUAUUUCGUCGACACAGUUCAAGGGUAUUAA
This is a messenger RNA of Aspergillus nidulans FGSC A4, 1386 nucleotides long. Its product is annotated as putative alpha-1,6-mannosyltransferase subunit. The coding region runs from base 1 to 1386 and encodes 461 amino acids. Gene Ontology annotation, cellular component: mannan polymerase complex; Golgi apparatus; membrane. The record is from RefSeq and is a predicted model, not a curated record. The transcript is spliced from 3 exons. Gene Ontology annotation, molecular function: glycosyltransferase activity; alpha-1,6-mannosyltransferase activity. Lineage: Eukaryota; Fungi; Ascomycota; Eurotiomycetes; Eurotiales; Aspergillaceae. Gene Ontology annotation, biological process: protein N-linked glycosylation; division septum assembly; cell wall mannoprotein biosynthetic process.